CUCAUAGUUGGAAGUGGUGUGCGAAUGAGUCGUGAACGUCAAAGUUCAAACGGGGAACCUCAACCGAGUGGUUCGGCUGGCAUUCACACGAGGUCCGCGAUCCCUUGUUUAAUAUGCCAACGGAUGCCCGUCGAAUGCGAACGCCCGUAUCUUCAUAAGUGGUUCAGCGGUAUCUUUGUUUUUGUUUCACUAACCUCGGCUAGUCUUCAAUCUAGAAAAGUAUCGAUGUGAUAUUUAGGUUUUAUCACUUUUUACACGCAAUGUACAACGAAUUGGGCUUUAAGCCUGAUUUUCCCAAUCUGACCCUUUCUUUCAUCUAGCCUCUGCAAUGAGGAAGGACAGAGAAACUAUUAUGAUUGCUUUGUCUUGCUAUUGAGCAGGAGUUAUGCUGAAAAUUAAUAUCAGAUUUCAAAGGAUUACACCGAUUCAAGCUGUGUAUAAGAUAAAUAUUUCAAACUGGAAUGAUAAAAUAGUUAAUAAACAAACGAAGAUUUAUAAAUAAAAUAAUAUGUUUCGUACAAAGGUGCGUUAUCACACACUGAAAGUGGUUUUUGUGACAUCGCUAUUAUGGCUGUUUAUCGGCGCUUUAGUUCUCAUGUCAAACUCGGACUGCAUGAACAAUGCGAACAGUUGGGGAUGUGAAAUGUUGGGGAACAAAAAAGUGGCAGUCGGUUUUAUGGGGGGAAUAGUAGAAGAAUCGAAGAACGAGCCAGGGAAAAUGAGUAAAGGAAGAGGCAACUUAUUUGCGAGCAUUCUCGACCGAGGAAAAGCGAAUGAAAAAGUGACAUAUCAGGUGAACGAGCUGACCCUGUGGCAGCCUGCAGAGAGUGUACCCAGUGUACCGGGUCAACCAGGUGAACUGGGAAAAGCAGUACAUAUUCCUGCUUCGAAACAGAAACUUAUGAAAGAAAAAUUCAAGCUCAACCAGUUUAAUCUACUUGCCAGUGAUAUGAUUAGCUUUAACCGAUCCCUCACUGAUGUCAGGCAAGAUGGAUGUUUCAGUAAAGAAUAUCCAAAGUUACUUCCAACAACAAGUAUUGUUAUUGUCUUCCAUAAUGAGGCCUGGUCCACACUUUUAAGGACCGUUUGGUCUGCUAUAAAUCGCUCGCCGAAGACCCUACUCAAAGAAAUCAUCCUUGUCGAUGAUGCAAGUGACAGAGAACACCUAGGAAAGCAGCUGGAAGACUAUGUCAAAACCCUUCCAGUCCCAGUAAUAGUACUUAGGACAAAUAAAAGAUCAGGACUUAUAAGAGCGAGACUACAAGGUGCCAAAAAGGUCACCGGUCAGGUCAUCACCUUCUUAGAUGCCCAUUGUGAAUGUGCAGAAGGUUGGCUUGAACCACUAUUAUCCAGAAUUGUACAAAACAGAAAAACAGUCGUUUGCCCCAUCAUUGAUGUAAUAUCUGAUGAAACGUUUGAGUACAUCACUGCCUCAGAUAUGACCUGGGGUGGAUUUAACUGGAAACUCAAUUUCCGGUGGUACAGAGUGCCCCAGAGGGAAAUGGAGAGGAGAGAAGGUGAUAGAACCGCUCCUCUUCGUACGCCUACGAUGGCUGGUGGCCUUUUCUCAAUCGAUCGGGAUUAUUUUUAUGAACUAGGUGCUUACGAUGAGGGAAUGGACAUUUGGGGAGGUGAAAAUCUUGAGAUGUCAUUCAGAGUGUGGCAGUGUGGUGGCAUCCUAGAGAUCAUACCUUGUUCACAUGUUGGUCAUGUCUUCAGAGACAAAUCCCCUUACACUUUCCCAGGAGGGGUGACCAAUAUCGUCCUUCACAAUGCAGCUAGAGUUGCCGAAGUCUGGAUGGAUGAAUGGAGAGAUUUUUAUUACGCUAUGAAUCCAGGAGCACAAGGUGUCCAGGUAGGAAAUGUUUCGGAAAGGAAAGCCCUGAGAGAAAAAUUGGGAUGUAAAAGUUUUCGUUGGUAUCUUGAGAAUAUUUAUCCUGAAUCUCAAAUGCCUUUAGAAUAUUACUACCUUGGAGAGGUUAGGAAUCAAGAAUCUCAAAGUUGCCUUGACACUUUUGGUAGGAAAAGCGGAGAGAAUCUUGGUAUGAGUUACUGCCAUGGCCUAGGGGGAAAUCAAGUUUUUGCUUAUACCAAACGACAGCAGAUCAUGUCAGAUGACAACUGUCUAGACGUAGCCCAUCUUGAAGGUCCAGUUAAACUCGUCAGAUGCCACGGAAUGGGUGGAAACCAAGCUUGGGUGUACAGUAGAAAUGAGCGAACAAUAAAACAUCUAAAUACAGAUCAGUGUCUGCAGAAACCAGAUUCUCGUGAUCCAGGUCAGCCUCUAUUGCGUAACUGUGAUGGAUCAAAGGGCCAGAAAUGGAUAAUGAAUAGCAAGUUCAAAUGGCAAGCGAGUUAGCUAUGAGGUGGCCAAUCAGAGAAUUUCUUGCCUUUAAAUGUGAUUUAUUGAAUAAAAUGAAAUUGUCUCACAAAAUAUAUUUUGAAAAUAGGAAAUCACAAAUUCCAGUUUCCUUGGAGUAAGGCUGAAUUUAUGUUUAGUUCGACUAACUUUAUCUUAAGACAAUUUUCCCUAAUUUUCAAAUUGUUUUGCCAUAAACUAGUGGAAACAAAAAUAAAAAAUAAAUAUUUCCAAUGUUUAUAAUGUGAAACAACAUUAGCUCAUUAGCUCCAAUAUCUUGUUUAAGAGAUGUACAAGUUAUUUGUUUGAAGUACUUAAUACUUAAAAAAAUGGAUGUCUGUGGGGAAGUGAAGUCUUUCGAAAUUGAUGUAAUGUUAUUAUAUAAUGUAUAAACUUCCUAAACUUAGGAUACUAUCAAUAGACAAUCUUACCAUUUUUAAUAUCAUAAAUUGUAUAAUUUCAUAUACUGUUGAUUACUUUUAUUCUAUAAAUAUAUAUGUACAUAUAUAUUUAUUACCAAAAUUCAUAUCGAGGUGGAGGUCCAAAUGUUAGUUUUGUUUCUGUCAAUUUUUAUAUUAUCUGUGAGAGAAAGGCUACUUCAAAAUAACCAAGAAAGAACAAAUUAUUUAAAAAGCAAUUCUCUUCCAUAUAUCAUUUAUAGAUUAAUUGAAAAUUAAUUGAUUGUUCAUAUCAUUUUAUGAAUAAUAGUAAGUUGAACAAAGAAACUGCUUUAUUUUUAAAAAUUUGAACGUGCCAAAUUUUAUUUAUUGUCUCCAUUUUUUAAAUAUAUUUUUUUAAGUGAAAGAAUUUACAUUGUAUGUUUUAUUUAUUUUUUUAAUAGGUUUUCCAUGAAGAUAUGGAUGUCCAUAAUUCAACCUGUUUGUUUCUAAAAUUAUUUUUUAUUCCUAUAUGAAACAAUUGAUUUUGCCAUUUGUUAAAUGAAUAAUUGUAAUCGUUUAUUAUGUUUCUAACUUGUGCAAUAUUUAAAAGUUAUUUUUAUUGUUAUUGUUAUAAAAAUAUUUAAUUAUACUGUCCAAUUCAAAAGAUUUAGGGUAUACGUUUUUAUUAUAUUUCAUUUUAAAAACUAAAUAUCCUGUUAAAACAUUUAGUUGCAAUUUUGUCAACAUAUCAAUGGAAUUAUGUAGUUAAAAAUUAUAAAUUUAUCUUUAAAACAAUUAUAUUAGUUAAAUUGUAUUUAUCAUAAAAACGGGUUUCAGUAGUAACAAAAACAUUCCUUUAAAAGAAUAAAUGAAAAUAUUGUGCAUAUCUCCACAAUGUACAUAUCUUUAAAAUAAAAAGAACUUGUUACUUUUUCAAAA
Molecule: messenger RNA, 3678 nt
Organism: Cimex lectularius (bed bug)
Lineage: Eukaryota; Metazoa; Arthropoda; Insecta; Hemiptera; Cimicidae
Gene: Pgant5
Product: polypeptide N-acetylgalactosaminyltransferase 5
Exons: 10
Coding region: 509-2359 (616 amino acids)
Cellular component (GO): Golgi apparatus
Source: RefSeq, a predicted model, not a curated record